AUGGGCUUUACGGUCUUUCUACGAGGAGCCCUUAAGCUCUACUCCGAAGACCUAGUAUCCUAUUCCGUGGAGACCAAUUACGUGACUUGGGAUACCACGUUCCCUGCUGUUACAGUAUGCGAGCCUUCGGAUAAAGAACGAGUUCAGCGGUUUCUGACUAAAAAUAACAUACCAUCCAGUAUGUUAAAAUUCCUCCAAGAAGUCGCCUACUGGAACGUGAAUUACUGCAGGACUUGUAAUAACUGUAAAAUGAACCAGACUUGUGUGGAAAAUUACCAGGAGCUGGUGCCGAAAAUCAGGAGUAAUUGCUCAGAGAUCCUCACUGAUUGCUGGUGGGCGAAUAAGAAAUUUCGUUGUUGUGACAGGUUCCUCCCAUUUGAAACUGAAUUAGGGACUUGUUACUCCUUUAACAACAUAUUAAUAAACAACGAGUCAGCAAUAGUCCUUAAUAGAGCCGUUGGUCUGCUUAAUUUGAGGCUAACUGCGACGAGACCUAUUCAAUUGAGGGCGCACGCACCUAAUGACCGCAUAACAGUAUCUAUGGACAACAUCUUGGGUCGUUCCACUUCUUUCUUACCUAUGAUUUCUGACUUCGAUGCUAUUUUAAAGGUCGAACAAACAAUAAGCGACAUAUCAGUGACAACCCUAUCCGUGGCCCUACGUGGCUGUUUGUUUAAGCACGAGCACCCUGCAUUUGCUCAGCUGUGGCCGUUCAAAGAGUAUUCCUAUAACGCAUGCGUGCUGUACUGCCGCGCUAUGCAACAGGUCGAGCUUUGUAAUUGCACACAUUUCUUCAUGCCUCAGCUAAAAGGCGUUCCUGUCUGUGAAAUCCCAGGCUUGGCGUGCCUUUAUAACAACAAGGAUAACCUGGUUAUCGUAGACUGCGAAUGUCCAAUGGCUUGUGAAGAAACAAAUUACAAAUUGAUGCACGUGUUCUACUUUCGUCACACUAAUACAACUCCAACGCUGUUGAAGCGUGGUACUCAGGCCAGGAUCCGUUUAGGCCAGCUUCCCUCGCUGAGGGUUCGGAGACAAGUCUUCCGGGAUACGAUGGGGAUCGUUGGGCGCUAUCGGCCCAAAGUAUUAAUCACCAAACUAGAGAGAAUUAAAAUAGAAAGCAUGGAAAAAGAUGAUGUAUGUGAAAAAUAUCUGAAGAAACUGUGUGAUCGGUUUGGGACGAGAGAAGAAGAAGAGGAACGACAAAUUGAAGAAGGAUGGUUAAGGUUUAAGAAUAUUAUUACAACGAUCAAAGCGAAACAGAGAUUAGAUGUAACUGUGACAGAUGAUGAUGUGAAUGCAAAAAUAGGCACGUACAAAAGUUAUUUUGAGGAAUUGUUUAAUUGUAAUGAAUCCGUGCCUCAGGUACCGUCGCAGGUGAUUCAGGAAUCAUACACUGGGAGUCAGGAAGAAGAGAUUAGUAUGGAUGAAGUUGUAAAAGCUAUAAAAGGUUUAAAAAGAGGAAAAGCAUUUGGGUAUGACAGAGUGUAUUACGGAGAAGUUUCUGGCAAAGCACCAGAAAGUGUUUUGUACAUUUGUGAAUCUGGAGAAGGCUUAUGA
This is a messenger RNA of Hyposmocoma kahamanoa, 1557 nucleotides long. RefSeq lists its product as uncharacterized. Gene Ontology annotation, molecular function: ligand-gated sodium channel activity. Gene Ontology annotation, cellular component: membrane. Bases 1 to 1557 code for a protein of 518 amino acids. The transcript is spliced from 11 exons. Gene Ontology annotation, biological process: sodium ion transmembrane transport. NCBI's taxonomy places the organism in Eukaryota, Metazoa, Arthropoda, Insecta, Lepidoptera, Cosmopterigidae. The record is from RefSeq and is a predicted model, not a curated record.